AGAUCACCCACAUAAGAAACACGUUUCCCUUACUGUGGUAGAAGUACACGACUUCUCUUCUCAGUGACACACUGAAAGGACGUAUUCAAUAUUUCGUUUGUGUGAAGAAGUGAACUAGGUUAAAUUUUAAUACAGAGUCUUGCCUGCUUCAUACUGAAUGAACAAUGCAUAAAUAUAUAUUACGAAACAGACGUCGACCCGGAUAUAUAGGCCAGAAACGUGAUAGAGCUUUUCUCGUCUUAUCCUUGGUAUUCUCUGUGGUGUGUAUCGCAUCGGAUAUAAGAACAGAGGUGGAACUACAUGGAGAAACAGUGUUGAUCUGCUUACCAAGCUCAUCAUGUGACACCAGAUGCGGCUCUCUAUUGGAUGAAAGAACUACUUGCAGUUGCGAUAUUGAAUGUUCAACAUUUGGGGACUGCUGCUACGACUUCUCUGACAUGUGUCAGCUUGGGACACAAAACGAAACAACACUUCAAGAUGAGACAGCAUUCGUAAAAGAGACUGAGUGUUUCAAAACCGAUCCAGAAAACUCCGAGAGAGGAUAUCACGUCAUCUCGACGUGUUUAGACAAAUCAACUGAAGAAACAGUUAUGUUAAAAUGUGAACAACCGGAUUCGCGUUACAUUAUACAACAAAUCCUUGUAACCGAUUCUCGUGGAAAUGUAUAUCAGAACAUUUAUUGCGCAGCGUGCGACGGCAUCCAGACAUCAGACCUAGUUGCUUGGCAUUUGGAAGUCUCCUGUGAUACAAAUGAUAUUGAAAGAGAAGUAGUCACCCAGGACACUGUGACAGCAACAGACACUUACCCAACAAUUGUUCCACAACAGAUGUUGCACGACAAAAUAGGACAAGAAGUGUCCUGUCAGUCAUUCAAAUACACACCUCCAGAAAACAGAAAACUCCCCCGGCCUUGCCAAAUUUCACAGAGAGAAACCUGCCCUGAGCUUUAUCGAGAUGAACACACUAAAAUUGGGUGUGCUGCGUAUUCGGCCACGGUGUAUGUUACUAAAACUGCAUACAAGAAUCCGCAUUGCGUCAUUUGCAACGGUUACAGUUCAUACAGUUGUCAAAAGCAUGAUGGGCCAAAAGAGCCAUUUUUACCUGGACUUAUACCUUCUGUAGGUGGUAAACCCGGCCCAAUUGGCCCAGGGGGUGAGCCUGGACCGGGAGGUGAACCUGGAGAUGGUGCACCUGGUCAACCUGGUCCACCAACACCCCAUUACACAACGUUAGACAUACUAGUAAAUUUUGCUGACGGAAAAAUUAGCUUACAAUCAGAAUACAUUGUAUACACGGAUAGUCCUUUAGAUUGUGGUACAGGCAAAGUUUAUAAUUACAUCACUGAAGAAUGCAUAGACCUGCAAUGUGACGUUGGCUAUACGCUGUCUGGAUCAACGUGCGUUGUCAGCCGAGAUCCAGUGAAGGAGACGCCCAGUGAAUGUAAUCGAAAACCUCCAUUGAUCUCUAGUAAAAUGUUCUGCUUGUGUCAAAAUGAUGAGCAGUUUGUAAGUGUGACAUAUCUGACGAACGAUAACACUUCCACGUCAGACAAUUUGAGAGAUUUUAUGAUUGAAAAUACAAACAAAACUAAUAUCGUUCUGUCUAGCCAGACGGUUGAAAAUGUGCCCGAUAACGGUGGUAUAUUUUAUAAGAUUUCGUUUGUGACGUCUGAUUGCCAAGAUGUUGCCUACUUGUCAUCAGUUGUAAGCAAACGUCUUUCCACAGACGACACAUCGAUUUCACCGUUGAAUUUCGUAACAUUUGCACACCAGUGUUGGAGUAUGGAUACCACAUCUCGAAACGAGAGUUGUGCAACUAAAACUAUAUCUGCUAACGAAAUAGACGUCAAUGAUUAUAAUAGUACAAGGAUUGUCAAGAAUAAAAAUGAAUCAAUUUAUGUUCCAGAUGAUGACUACACUAUAGAAAUGAUGUACAUUAUAAAAAAUGAUUCCACAAUAUGCGUGAGUGUGACAGUGGAUUCUUGCAUUGAUUCUUCGGCACGUUCUUGUCCAUUAAUCGAACUCGAUCUCGCCUCGUUUGUAAAGCACAGCGAUAAUAGCACCACCCUAGUGCACGAAGCAACUGGCAAAAUGUUUCCUAUAAGUGAAUACAGUCUAACCACGGAAGGUAGCGUGUUGGUGUGUUCGUUCUUUAGUCAAACUUCAGGACAGAAUGGAACGGUCAUAUUUAUGUAUUCUGGCUCUUUACUUGUUGUGAACAUGGUUGGAGUCAUCCUCUCUCUGAUCGGCUUAUUUUUCACUUUCGUGAUACGAUGUGUUUUCCAUGAGCUUCGAACACAUUCGGGGAAGAUCAUCAUGAAUUUGUCCUUAGCUCUAUUUAUCGCUCAAUUGUUAACUCUUCUGCAAGGGUAUUUUCUUGGUGAUUCGAAAGCUUGUACAGCGGUUGCAGCUAUUCUCCACUACAUCUGGUUGGUAGCAUUUCUCUGGAUGAACUCCAUGGCAAUCGAUUUGUUCCGCAUCUUCCGCGCACUCAAGCUUACCGCUCGAGAUGAAGAUCACAACCGCAUUAUCUACAGAAGAUACAUGAUAUAUAGCUGGUGUACUCCAGCAGUUUUCGUUUGCAUUCUCUUGGGCGUCCAUUCCAUCGAUUUUCCCGCAUUUCACUUUAAAUAUAGCGAUGAAUCUGUUUGUUGGAUCCGUGACGAAUUUGCCAGCCUCGUUGUUUUUGGGCUGCCGAUCGCUCUGGUUAUUAGUGUGAACCUUGUCUUGUUUAUCUGUACCAUACGUGGAAUUAGAAAAGCGAAGCGGUCAACGACUCAUGUCCAGACGAAUGAAUCAAAACACAAUAUGAUAUCUGAAGAAUUAAAGAUUUAUAUCAGGAUUUCUACCGUAAUGGGUCUCACAUGGAUAUUCGGAUUUCUUGCCUCUUUUGUUGAUCGUGUAGAAAUAUGGUACCUCUUCAUUAUUCUAAAUACGUUACAGGGUCUUUUUAUCUUCAUCGCUUUCAACAUCAAUCGAAACAUGAGGGCGACGCUUCGAAAACGUAAACAAUUACGCCAAAGUACAACAGCAACUGGUCACGGAAUGAAAUCAAUAAGCAACUCUAAUGUAACUGAUAAUGGCGUUGGCCAUACAAAGAAAUCAAGUCAAAUUUAGAAGACAAAUACAAAAACCAAACUUCAAACAUGAAAUUAUGAGAUACCGUGUGUGCUACAGAAUAUAAUUUCCAAAAGCGAAAUGCUACAGUGGAUAUAAAUAUUUAAAGAAACGACCGAUAUCAUUUACUUUAAUGAAGUGACAAAAUGUGGCUGUGUAACUGGAUCAAUCAAUUAUAGGCCUGUUAUUUAAAAUCACUUCAUUUCGCAAAAGAAAGAAAACACAAAAUUCUAGGCCGUGUGUAAAUAAGAGAAAAGGUAAGGCGAGUAGAUUACAAUAAAAAUCAGAGGAAAGAUAAAUAGCAAACCAAAGUAAGGGUCCAUUCACACCAAAUCCGAAUUUUCGGAUCGGAAGGCUUACUUAAUCUCUGUGUUAAGGAAUACGCACGGCGUUCAGCGCUUCGGAAACGCAAAUUUCGCUUCAGAUUUUAUAUAGGCCUACGGAUCAAAGGCCCAUUCCUCAUCAGCACCACCAUGGUUUGCGGCUGGUAUGAAAUUUUAUGCCUAAUAGAAAUGACACACUCAAAAUUUAAUUUGAAUAUAACUUUCUUUUCUUUUUUCCCGAAAUUUAGGGAGGGUGUGUAAGGGGUGGGUCGGUUUCUCUCCCACCCUUGAAUCUGCCACAUAAGCCAUAAUUAAGACGAACUAUAGUGUAGGUGGUUAAUGAGGGCGUAUUCAACUGAUAAAGGACUUAUGUGAAUACAUAAAAUUUUCAUUAGAAAGCUUUUCCUUUUCUUUCUUUUUUUUUUGAAUGACUCAAAUCUUAUGGAUUAGAGAUAGUUUUUUCCGUGGUUUCUUGUUUCAUAUCCUUUUGAGAAUUGGACAAACAAGAUAGUGAUUGAAAUACUUCUAUAAAUAGAUAUGAUAUAAAAUGUGGUACUAGUAUGUCCUUUAUAAUUUCACAAGACCUUCGAGGCAUAGCAUCUUAUGUUCCCGUGAAACGACAAUGAGCACCAGAACUAAUUUGUAAACUUACAAGUAAUGCAGAUGACUGGAGUCCCAGUAGAAUAAAAACCAGGAAUUACAAGAAAAGAUGCGGUAACGGACAUCUUGGAUAGCUUUCACAGUCUUAAGUGUUAAUCCGUCCGUGAAUCUACAAAUGCCUUAACUGAAAACAUGUCUUGUUUAUAUUAAUCUAUGAGUGUCCGGGUUGACAAUGAAAAAAAUCUUAACAUCAUGACUAACGAAAUUAUGUAUAAUAUAAUAUGAAUAAUACAUAUUAUUGAAUCUAAGUCAAUUGUCAUUUAAUAAGUAAUCUAGACCUCACGGUUUGUUGUAACAAAUCUUCUAUUAAAAAAGUAAACAACAAACUUCAAAUACUAUAGACCUACAAGAGAUUGACGUUUAUGUAAAUAUUUAAAAAAAAUAGUCACUGCGUUGGUUUACUGUCAGAGAAUUAGCAUGUCCAAUUAACUUGAUAUCAUCGACCGAGCCGAAUAUUAUCUUCCGCCAAUACGCACAAGACAAUGGAGACACCAUAGUGCAUAUGUAUAAAUUGGAUUGUGAAGUUCUGCAGUGGCGGAUCCAGGAAUUUGAAAUAGGUGGGGGAGGGGGGGGGAGAGGAGGAACUUUCACAGAUGGAAGGUUAUAUCACCUCAGCCCAUCAUGGUUGCGGCUGAUGUCGCAAAUGUUAUGAAUAUGGCACCUCUAGAUGGAAAUGGCACCCUCAGACUUAAAAUUUGAAUACAGUACAGUAUAAUAUAGUAUAAUUUUUGUUUUUAUCUCCAUUUAAUGGUUUGGAUGUAUAGGGACUGUCUGACUGGGGCCUUUGUGUACAAUAUUUUCGUUCACAUUUCAGCUUAGGUGAACUUUCAAUUCCUUUGUUCACAGUAGCGUCUCUAGAAGUCUUGAAAUGGGGGUGCCACUCUAGGCCCGUUGCCACCCAGCUUUUUACCACCCAUCCUUUUCCUACCUGGCAUUCUGCCAAUCUGGGCCCUUUGCUGCCAGGCCCGUUGCCACCAGGCUUGUAGCCACCUGGCCCGUUGGCACCCGGCACCCGGCCUGUUGCCACCUAGGCCCAUUGCCUCCCGGCCUUUAGCCACCUUAGGGUAAAAAGCGAAUAUUUACAUUAUGCUGAGCUGUUUUUUUUUACACAUAUUUGUAAUUAUGGAUGCAUAUAUUUUUAUAAUUUUGUAUUUAAAUGGUGAAGUUAGUCCUAACUAACUGUAAUACUGGAGUAGAAAACUGUUUUAAUUAAAUUCCGUGUUUUAUUAAUACUGUAUAUACUUUUUAUUCAAUCCGUAUAAAGAGGGCGAUAACUGUAGUGUCCAGUUUUUGUAUAUGUUUACAAUUAAAAAAUACAUUUAUGACAAUAAUAAUUA
Molecule: messenger RNA, 5436 nt
Organism: Anneissia japonica
Lineage: Eukaryota; Metazoa; Echinodermata; Crinoidea; Comatulida; Comatulidae
Exons: 4
Coding region: 165-3116 (983 amino acids)
Biological process (GO): cell surface receptor signaling pathway; G protein-coupled receptor signaling pathway
Cellular component (GO): membrane
Molecular function (GO): G protein-coupled receptor activity
Source: RefSeq, a predicted model, not a curated record